Linum trigynum is the source of this 6728-nucleotide messenger RNA. The record is from the annotation of a GenBank genome assembly. Lineage: Eukaryota; Viridiplantae; Streptophyta; Magnoliopsida; Malpighiales; Linaceae.
ACACUGAUUUUUUUUAAGAUUGACUCGUCACAUUCAAAUGCCUAAUCAAAUUACAGACGUGUUGAGCGUCUGACUAGUGCAAUUAAUGAAUAAGUUAUCGUAAGGAAGAUGAUAAGUGAGUUAGGUUCCACGGCAACAACAACGUGUUAGGUUCAAACAAUUUUCGUAUCCUUAAACGAGUGAGUUGUUGCAAAGCAAACGAAUUGAAUAACGAUACCAAAUAUUACACAAUCGAGAUAGAACAAUAAAUAUUACAACACAAAUAUUACAACUCGUAUUGAAAAAGUUGCACAACUCUUGAAGAGGACACCAACUGCCUGAAUCAUCGUAAAAAAAAUCUUCUAUUUACCAAAAUGAAACGACCGAAGCGUGUCCUCUUUCAAUCAUAGACCAGGAAACCGGAUCGUACCGGCUGAUUCAACCGGAAAUUGGACCAAAAGCGGUACGGUGGGCUGAUUGUGCUGAUUUUACCGUGUCGGCCGGUUUUUUCGGUUUGACCGGUUGAACCGGCCGGUACGAUCCGAUUUCCUGUCUAUGAUUCAGCUUCAUUUCUCCGUAUUCUCGUCCAAUAUGUGGAAAAUAAUUAAAAAGAAUAUUAUUUUGCUAUUUUUCUAUGUUGAAAAUGGGUCACCGUGGUUGUAUAAUGCUCUAUUUGGUUCAUUUUUUGAUGGAUUAUAUUUUUUUAUACUAUCGCAUUUCAUUUCUCUAUCAAUAGUGAAAAACGAUAUUUACCGAUACAAAACGGUUGAACCACGGUCAUACCACAAAAUACCAUACCAGAAAGAAAUCCGGUAUGAUGUCCGGUACGGUUUCCUUUACCAUGCUUUCAAUACAUAUUUGAGAGGGAGAAAAUUGUUUAAUGAAGUUGGAGAUGGUACAUUGUUAACAAAAAAUGAUUAUUUGUUACAUGAUGAUAUUUGAUGGUGAAAACCUAGCACAUUGGGCUCAUUUGCUAAAAGAAAUAAAUAAUAGAGCGCUCAUUUUGUUAUAUUCAAAUAGUAUAAGGACUUAUAUAGUUAUUAACCAAGUAUCAAAUUCUGGCCCAUGGAUCCUCUUCGCUAGUGGGCUUUUUUGCCUUGGCUGGCCCUUAUUUUUGUUGGCAUAGUAAAAGGUAAAACUGUAACACACCUUCCUUCCGCGCGAGAAUCCAUUUAGAGUUAGAGCGGUCCAUUUCUGCCUCUUGUCAUCAAUUUAUUAAUCGUGUUUUGUACAUUUCCCGGCGAGAAAAAGGAGAACGACGAACUCUCUGGCACUCAGCUUCGGAGCUUCAAAAAAAUUCCCUCCAUUCAUUCUUUUGAUCGCUUCCUCCAUCGCAUUUCUCAAACAGAAGCGUUCACUCAACAAUGGCGAGUUCGCCCAACAUCGCGAUUAUGGGAGCUGGCAUCUUCGUGAAGACUCAGUACAUACCUAGAUUGGCCGAGAUCUCCAAUCUCAUCGUCCUCAAAGCAAUCUGGAGCCGUUCCGAGGAAUCGGCGAUGGCGGCCGUGGAGAUAGCGCGUCGGCAUUUCCCCGACGUGGAGUGCAAAUGGGGGGACAAAGGACUCAACGAGAUUCUCAACGACGAGUCCAUCAUCGGCGCCGCCGUGGUCCUCGCCGGACAAACUCAGGUUGAGAUGUCUCUGAAGCUAUUGAAGGCAGGGAAGCAUGUUCUUCAGGAGAAACCUGCGGCAGCUUCGGCGAGAGAGAUUGAAGCUGCACUCUCAGGCUACAAAUCCAUCUGUGCUAAAACCCCUGGGCAGCCAAUCUGGGCUGUUGCAGAGAACUAUAGGUUUGAACCUGCUUUUGAAGAGGGUAAAAGGUUGAUGGCUGAAGUGGGAGAAAUGAUCAAUGUACAAGUCAUCAUUGAAGGAUCAAUGAACAGCACAAACCCCUACUUCUCGAGUUCGUGGAGACGGAAUUUUACAGGUGGUUUCAUUCUUGAUAUGGGUGUUCACUUCAUUGCUGGAUUGAGGAUGCUGGUUGGAUGCGAGGUAGCCACGGUGUCUGCCAGAACCUCUCAUGUGGAUACCAUCUUACCGCCACCAGACAACAUAUCUGCAGUCUUCCAGUUAGAGAAUGGAUGUUCUGGAGUUUUCGCAAUGGUUGUCUCAUCACGAUCACCUAAGGUAGUCUGGCGAGUUGCUGGCUUGACAGGCACGCUUCAAAUCCAGCGUGGUAGCGAAGAUGGACGCCAUGGUUACCUGGUAUCCUUUUUCGGCGGCGAUGGACAAAGCAAAAGCAGCUUCCACGCAUUCAGCGGCGUAACAGAAGAGUUGAAAGUAUUCAUACGUGACAUAACACAAGCUUCCCUUAAGAAGGAAUGUGGGUAUGAUGCCGAGCCACGACUCACUUUCUUGGAGGGUGCUCGAGACGUGGCUCUACUAGAUGCAAUGCUUGAAUCCGGGAGGCGAAAUGGAGCCCAGGUCGAGGUCAAGCAGUUCUAGAUUCUUUAAGCAUAGAAAAUUUUCAAUUUGUCAGAGGAACGUUUUGUGUGUAGUUUUUGCUUCAGACUCUUUUUCCUGUAUUGUAUAGAUGAUGAGCAUCAAAAGCGAUCUAGUACUGCAGUGUGCUACGGUACUCCAACUGUUGUUAACUACGCUGUUCGUUUGGUUUUGGUGAUACUUAAAUCAAUGCAUUGUGAUUAAUGCGUGCAUUGUAAUAUACAUGUAAUUAAGAAAAAAAGAAAAAUGAUGUAAUGUAUUUUGCAUUGUUUGGUUUUGUUGGUAGUUCUUUUAGUAUUCUUCAACAAGUUAUAUUACUUUUUUGAAAAAGAUCACUUUUGCCCUUACUUUUAUUAGAACAUAUUUAUAUAACUAGGGGUAUAAUUGGAACAAUAAAGGAACCCAACAAUCUUCUCAAAACUAUCUCAACAAUCUCAAGUUUUAGUAGAGAUAUUUCUAUCACUCAUUUUAAGUGAUAGUUUUCAUCACAUCAAACAAACAAUGCAUGUAAUGUUUGUGCAGAAUAUUAAAAAAAAAUGCAUUUGUGGACAAUACAUGCAUUGUAACCAGAUAGUGAUCCGUCGUCAUUAAUUUAAGAGAAAUUUCGUUAUAGAGUUCGAUACUGGCAUGGCGACAAUUUAACGAUAAAUUUAACGAUAAUUCAACGAGUUUAAACCUUCGUGAAUUCUAAGACGAAUUAAAUAGGAACUUAUAUCGGAUCAACACUAAUGUAUUUCCCCUUAUAACUGACGAUUUUCACACAUUUUUACAUCUUCUUGUCGACCAAGGAAGGAAUCACUCUCUGCUCAUUCAUCAUCUCCACCUAAAAUUGGUGGAACCCCAGUGGAAGGCUUGGCAUGAGAUAAAAAUGGGGGAAUAUUGAAAGUGAAGGGAAGUUGGGGGAAAGGUCAGAUUCAUAGUGUGGCUGGCAAUUGCCAUGGCGAAUAUGGCAUCCCAUCUCGGCCAUGCUUGCUUCUGCGCCCGCCCAUUGAUGGCUAAACACUUAACAACAAGCAUGUGUGUUAUUCUGAAGUUCCAAAGCUGAAAUUAGCCAAGCCAGAUCGGAAAUACCAAUGAAGGGAGUGUACACCUAACCUAAUUAGUAUGAGGUCUCUUGUGAUUUGUGAAGGAACUCGAGAAUGAAUUUGUGUGAGCUUCGUCUAAAACAGAUAAUAUCAUUACUAAUGAGAACUAUUCGAUUUCGACAAAUGAUAUUAAAGGCUGGUUUGGAAUUCGGAUCCGGGGUGCAGGGCGUUAGUUUGGUGGACCCUCGUAUGGUGACCUCGGGAUAAUUGAGAGCUGCAUCUCAUCCUUGUGGGAAGAGCCUGUGUCAUGUCCAACAAAGGCGCAACUUGGAAGAUGCAAGCAUCUUUGUCAGUGAAACCGAAAGAGCCCUGAUCACCACCUCCUGCACAUUGCAUUUUCAUCAGCUAAACUAAAAUAAUGGCAUAUCUUUUGUAGGGAUUUUGCUGAGCCAUCUCAUCUGACGAAAGAAGUAGGUAGUGCAUAUGAUAUCGUGGCAAAACAGAGAGGAGAAGAGAACAGGGCAGGUAGUAAAGAUUAUAAGUAAAUUAUUAUAACCCCAAACGGCAAACCUAACACCCACCAAUAUGACAGAGACUCUAUGAAGCAAGUGAAGCUCCCAUCUUAAUUUACUCUCCAUUACCAUGAAUGGUGGCGGAGCCAGAAAUUUAAAUGAGGGGAGGCUAAAAAAUAUAAACUAGAGUGAUUUGAACCAUGGUCAUUGGUGAGGGGAGGCUAAUGACUUACCAACUAGCCAAUUUAUAGAAUUUAUUACACAUUUUUCAUGUAAAUUUACCUAUUUUUGAAAGUUGAGUGGGACUAUAGCCCACCCUGUGCUUAACGUGGCUCCGCCACUGUCCAUGACGACGAUGGAAGUUAUUAGUUGUUUUCAGCAAACUCUAUACACUCUCUGGUUUUUGUUUAAAAAAAAAGUCUCUGGACCCAUUCCUUCAUCCACGAUCUCUAGCUCCCCCAUCAAAAUUAAACUACAAAUCAAAUGGAGAAACAAAUGAUUCAGACUAUUCGAGAUGAUACGAUUCCGCAUUCAGUGUUAACAUUCUCCACCACUGUGUUGCGCAUUCAAAAUCAAACCCCCCAUACCUAAGAAGGGACAUAGAUACGUAUUAAUUAGUUAGACGUGAAACACAUUACAUAUAUCUUCACCGCGUACGUAUUUUUAAUAUCGAUCAAUUACGAAACUUUUGUUAGAACGAAUGAUUAUGUAAAUGAUAAAUGAAUGAUAUAACACUCAUUUAUUCAUCUUUUAUCACCUUAAUUUCCAAGACCAGACCAAAUACACUUUUUGGCACUUGCACUCAUCAAGCUAAGAAUUGAAUCUUGGCGAUGAUGCAUGGAAUAUUACAAUAUGCAUGCCCAAGUACUAGUUAAUGAUCAGCUUUUGAUUAAUUAAUUUCCAUUAUGAUGAACACAUGGUCUCCCUUACACCUUUCGAGAGAGGCUGCUGCUAACCCUACAGAUUUCAGUUCAAGUACUCCUACAGAGACAAACUAGUCAGAGAGAAGCAGAGGGCAAAAGGAAGGAAAGGCAUUUCUAAACUAAACAAACAGAGCACAACAGGAAUGCCACUUUGCCCGCCGCUUAGUACGUCGGGAUCUUCGUACAAGAGCUCCGGCAGUAUUACUAUUUUUUGUUUUGUUUUUGUUUCUGACUCUGGACGUGGCUCAACUGUGAACGAACACGUGAGGUUCUGAUCGCCGGUCGGCUUGGCCGGAGAACCUUUUUACUGUAUUUUAGAUGGCAUGGGGACCAUUCGAACGUUGGAGUCGAUCGGAAGUGCACUGAUUAUUUAUUAGCCACUGAACCAACAUGCCUGACAAACAGCCACGUGUGAUAGAGGGGAAAAAAAAACAAGGUAGGUUUAGAUUUAAACCCAAGAUUGGUAAAUUACCUUCCCUUGGUCAACUCUUUGCUUACUGUUAGGGCAGGAAAAAUAAAUUGGAUCGUUUCCUUUAAGAAUUGUAGACCACAGUCGAACCAUGCAAUUUGGUUCAAACGGUUAAAUCAUUUAAAACUGAAUUAGUUUGGUCCAUAAUAUGCAUUAUUACGAGCCAUUUUAAUUACUUAGUGAUCUGGUGUGGAUCAUGGUUUAUCGGACCAUAUCAAAGAGUUAACCCAUUUCUCAUAUGUGUAAUAGGAGAAAAUCAAAAAAUAGUAGAUUGUUAGAUUACCUUUUCUUGCUAUUUGGAGUAGCUAUCGAUGAUGAUAUUAUUCUCAAUGAAAUAAACAAUAGUAUAUAAAAAAAAAAAUGAGAGAACGAGUUAACUCAUACUGGAAUUGUUUCAUACAUUUCAUAGAAAUCUGUUUGUUAAACUUGAACAAUUUAAUCGAAACAAGAAGCAAAUUUUGCCUACAUUAAUUUAUGUUGCUUUUCUUUUCACCUUCAUUUUCUCUCCCCAUUCCCUAUUUCUCAUAUGUGUAGUUAAGUCUUGAAAGAAGCAAAAUUGUGUUAGGGAACCAAGGAGGGAAGAGAGGAGGAGGUAGUUUUGGAUUAAUGGGCCAUCGCCGAUCUCCAGGAAGAUGGAAAAUUGGGAUUAUCAUCCCCUUAACACCCUAACGAGAGACUUUGAUAUCUAAAGUAAAGACUCAUUUUACGAUCAUAUGUAAUUAGACUGCGUAAGAGUUACGUGACUAAUUUAAUGUUUGAAAAAUCUUAUUGUAUCUAUCGGCUGGUCGAAUUGGAAAUUUCGGAUAUCGAAUACAAAAUGAUAGGCAGUUUUAAUCAGGGUCGUCCCAUGAUAUUUGGAGGCCCUGUUCGAAAAUUUAAAAUGUGGCUAUAAAUUUUUUUCUCUAUAAAUUUAUUAAAAAUAAAGAUUAUUAAAUAAUUAUAAAAUAUACAUAAAUUCAGACAAUGAUUUUAAAAUUAAUAAACGAUCUCGCUUCCAGUUUGACCAAGAAAUCAAGACCAAAUUCCAACCCUAGUAGGGAGGGAGGAAAGUAAAUCUAGAGGAAAGAGAAAAUGGACAUAGCGCAAAAAUUGAAUGGAGAAAUGAAAAUUGUCUAAAUUGAUCGAGAGGUGGGUGCAGGGUUGUCUAAUGGAUCGUGGAGGGCCUGGAGGCCCUAUUUCAGAAUGGAAACGUGGUCCAAAUUGACUUUUAACUAUAAUAAAACUAAAAUGAUUUAUAAUACCAUUAUUCAAAAUGUAAUAUCUUUCUAUAUUGUUGAAAUUAAAAUUAUCUAUUAUAUCUCUGAUUUUUCGUAUUCUCCAUGAGAUCAUUUUCAAUUGUUAUUAUAGCUAAAAUUAUCUAUUAAACUCGUCAUCACACU